AUGGCUUUUCCGGCAGAAACUGAAGGCUUUCAAGUUGAUGGCCCAGGGAUUCCACCUGAGUUCCACAAACGUUCGUUUAAAUUGAAGCCAGUCGGUGACUAUGAUGUUGACAUCAAAAUUGAUGCUUGUGGUGUAUGCGGAAGCGAUGUUCACACCGUAACCGGAGGAUGGGGAAAACAAAAUUUCCCUCUUUGCGUGGGGCACGAGAUCGUGGGCCACGCAGUCCGAGUGGGACCCAAGGUAACUCUGGUCAAGCAAGGUCAGCGAGUCGGAGUCGGUGCUCAGGUUUACUCGUGCGGAGACUGCAAGCAGUGUCGCGAAGACAACGAAACUUACUGCCAAGUGAACUUGAUCAACACUUACGGCUCCGAAUGGCCGGGGACAGGAAUAAUCAGUCAAGGUGGCCUAGCAUCUCACAUUAGAGCCCAUGAGUACUGGGUGUUUCCUAUACCGGACGCAUUGAGUACCAAGACGGUGGCUCCGAUGCUGUGUGCUGGGUUAACGGCAUACUCACCCCUGGUACGACAUGGAGCCAGGAAUGGCAAAAAGGUUGGAAUAGUUGGGAUUGGAGGCAUUGGACAUUUCGGAAUUAUGUUUUCCAAGGCUUUGGGCGCCGAGACUUGGGCAAUCUCGCGAUCUAGAGCAAAGGAGGCUGAAGCUCGUAAGUUGGGAGCUGAUGGGUUCAUCGCGACAGCCGAGGAAGGUUGGGAGGCUGAGCACCGUUGUACAUUUGACUUGAUUGUCAAUUGUGCAAACUCAUCCUCUGGGUUUGAUCUCGCCAAAUAUCUCUCUCUGAUGGACGUUCAUGGUCGAUGGAUUUCGGUCGGUCUCCCAGAGGAGGAGGGGCAAGUCAUCAAAGCUCAGAAUCUCGUCUCGAACGGCGUUUUGAUUGGCGCUAGCCACCUUGGAAGCAGACGGGAGACGCUAGAUAUGUUGAAACUGGCAGCAGACAAUGGACUUGAGGGCUGGGUUGAAGAACUCAAGCUUGGCCAGGACGGACUUCAAGAGGCAAUACUGCGUAUGAAGAAGGGCGAUGUUCGUUACCGAUUUACAAUGACAGGGUACGACGAGGUUUUCGCUCAAUAG
This is a messenger RNA of Clonostachys rhizophaga, 1086 nucleotides long. NCBI's taxonomy places the organism in Eukaryota, Fungi, Ascomycota, Sordariomycetes, Hypocreales, Bionectriaceae. The record is from the annotation of a GenBank genome assembly.